Bactrocera oleae (olive fruit fly) is the source of this 5541-nucleotide messenger RNA. Its product is annotated as solute carrier family 7 member 14. Gene Ontology annotation, biological process: transmembrane transport; amino acid transport. Gene Ontology annotation, molecular function: amino acid transmembrane transporter activity. NCBI's taxonomy places the organism in Eukaryota, Metazoa, Arthropoda, Insecta, Diptera, Tephritidae. Gene Ontology annotation, cellular component: plasma membrane. The record is from RefSeq and is a predicted model, not a curated record.
UGGCGGAUACAAUGAAGUCGAAACGAUACACGCAGGCAGAGUGAAAUGGCAACUUGAGUAGACAAGAAAAGGGAUGACAGUUGCGGAUAAGUAAAGUGAAAGCAAAAUCUCACUGCUCAAAGCGAGAACGAAAAAUUUUAUAUAAAGUGUAAGACGGACACAGAACACAGGAAAGAAAAUAGCAAAAUUGUCAUUGGGAAUGGACGUCGAAAUGUGAAAUGAUUAAUUUAAGGCUCAAAAAAGCCAACGAAUGCUAUAACCGAAACCAUAACAACAACAAUAACAACAAUAACAAAUACAACACCAAGAAUCGCUGCAGUAGUCGAAACAAGAGUAGCAACAACAACAGCAACACUAAGCAACAACAAAUCCAACAUCGUUGUCAUUGUCACUGUCGCUGUCAUCGCUACUGCCGUCGACGCAGUCACAGCUGUAGUCAUCGUCGUCUUCGUAGUAGUGUUGGCCCAAGUGCUGGUGGAGAACUGUUGAAUACGGCCAAUGACGUCGCCAGCUGCACAUAAAAUCAAUUGAAGGCACACACACGCGCGCACAUAUACACGCCAACAGGCCAGGCAUUGACGGGUGGAAGGAAGCCGGUCCCAACUGUUAAGGACGUACAGCGCAGGCGGCGAAGCUGCAAACGAAACGCCCAGCAAGACAGGCAGGAUAUUGCAAGAACAUACCUAUAUAAUAGCAAAGCCAGUGCUGCAGACCACAGAAGCAGUUGAGUAGGUGGCAGUGAUAAAAUAGCGCAAAGCAGCUGUAGGUGAAGCGGAGCAUAGAGCGGCAUUUGUGGCAGUAGCUGUAACAGCAGUGAAAGCAAUUCGAAAGUGUAGGAAAAGUCGUAAAAAUACCAACGUGAAAAUAGCGCAAAAGCUGGUGACUUGCUGUAAGACCCGCAAGCUACAGCGCGCACCACUAUUGUGGAGACGAUUGUGGUGGCAAAUCGCGAAACGCAAGAACAAAAGCAUAACAACAGCAACAACAAGGCGGAGGCAGCGUCGGCCGUGUUAACUGCAGCAGCCACAGCGCGAUAAAGCAAUAAAAGCGCAUACCGACAGACCACAAGCGCAACAAUGAAGCCAUCGGAUUUGCUGCAAUUAACGGAAAGGAUCAAAUUUAAAAUUCCUUUGCCGCCCGGCGUAACAACAACAACACUAAUACCAAAACUAAUACGCACCAAGGAUGUGAAGCAGCUGCAGGAUGGCAGUGCGCAGCCAACAAAGCCCAAAUUAACGAAAUGCCUCAACACACUGGACUUAACAUCGCUGGGCGUUGGCUCGUGUUGUGGCACUGGUAUGUACCUGGUUGCGGGUAUGGUGGCGAAAAAUCUUGCCGGACCCGGUGUGAUCAUUAGUUUUAUCAUUGCAGCGGUGGCAAGCAUUUUUUCCGGUGCCUGCUAUGCGGAGUUUGGCGUACGCGUGCCACACACAUCCGGUUCAGCUUAUAUGUACUCAUAUGUAGCGGUAGGCGAGUUUGUAGCGUUCAUCAUUGGUUGGAAUAUGAUAUUGGAAUAUUUAAUAGGAACAAGUGCCUGUGCGUGUGCUUUAAGUUCGAGUUUCGAUUCACUAACCGGCGGCGCAAUAGCGAACGCGAUUGGCGAUACAAUCGGCACCAUAUUCGGUAAGCCACCCGAUUUUAUAGCAUUCGGCAUAGCGUUGAUUAUGACCUGCGUACUGGCGAUGGGUGCGAGUAAAUCGGUGAUAUUCAAUCACACAUUGAAUGCCAUAAAUCUGGCGACAUGGGUAUUUGUGAUGGCAGCCGGUUUAUUUUAUGUUGAUACCAGCACUUGGACGGAGCAUCAAGGCUUCCUGCCAUAUGGCUGGAGUGGUGUGUUCUCGGGUGCUGCGACUUGCUUUUAUGCUUUCAUCGGUUUCGAUAUUAUAGCCACCACCGGUGAGGAGGCGCACAACCCACAGAAGAGCAUACCGAAAGCUAUUGUUGGCUCACUAGUGAUCGUUUUGUUUGCGUAUGUGAGCGUUAGUUUAGUCUUAACACUAGUUGUGCCCUUCGAUCACAUCAACUCGGGCGCGGCGUUGGUGCAAAUGUGGUCUUACGUGGGCGCACCGAAAUGUCGCGCCAUUGUCGCUGUGGGUGCCACCGCCGGGCUAUCCGUGGCAAUGUUCGGUUCCAUGUUUCCAAUGCCACGCGUGAUUUAUGCAAUGGCGCAGGACGGACUCAUAUUCAGGCAACUCUCACAACUGUGGCAACGCACGAAUGUGCCGGGUUUGGCGACCAUUGGCAGCGGUAUUGCAGCUGCGCUAGUUGCGCUCACGGUACGUUUGGAGAUACUCGUUGAAAUGAUGUCCAUCGGCACACUGCUCGCCUACACGCUGGUCUCCACCUGUGUGCUGGUGUUGCGCUAUCAACCGCAUAGCACGUCGCUGGUCGAGCUGCUGCCAGCACAGCUGCGCACACCGCUGGCGCCGGGCACGGCUACGGAUCCGAGCGCUACCACCGCCGAGGUGUUGCCGUCGAACAAAUUAACAAUAAAACGCGUUACGCGUGGCAUGUCCGAUUCGGAUGAUUCGUUCAUCGAUGAGAGUCCAGAGGGCUACCUAGGACGUGAUGAUCAAUUUCUCGUGUCCGAUCGUUCGGAGAACAAAUUCUAUGGCAGCGUACAUGGCGCGCCAACUGGUCCAACCGGCCAAGCAACCGCCUUCGAUACCAUGGGUCUAAAUUUCGUAUCGCGCAAAAUACACGAUUAUGCGUAUCUAUGUCCCGGCUUCUUUCCAUGGAUCAAUCCGGGCCAAGCCACAACGGAAAGUGGCAUGUAUGUCACGAAACUUGUUGGAAUCAUGUUCGGUCUCAUAUUCUUCUUGGAUCUGUUUGCGGCCAUUGGCUGGUCCGGUGGCCUCGCCGCAUUCAUUUAUUUCAUUUUGUUCAUUGGCAUAUUUGUGAUACUAUUAAUUAUAUCAAGACAACCACAAAAUAGAUAUGCGCUCGCAUUCCUAACGCCGGGACUUCCAUUUAUUCCAACAAUUGCCAUAACAGUUAAUAUUUAUUUAAUAUUUAAAUUAAGCAUACUCACCUUAGUUAGAUUCACCAUCUGGAUGACUUUGGGCUUCAUCAUGUACUUCUACUAUGGCAUAACGCAUAGCACACUCGAACAGACGACUGAUGAGAUAGAACUGCAUGUCGAUAAGGACUAUAGUAAAAAUGUUGAGGAGAAGGCCGUGUGGGAUCAGCCAACGUAUAUGAAUCAAAGCAAUGAGCCUGUUUGGGCUACAAAGGAUACACGCGCAAAACAGACAACAGCAACAACAAAACGUUCCAACACAAAUUAUUCCAAAGCAACUGUAAGCAAUUCCACAAAACAACCGCAAACAAAAAAUUCCACUAGUACAAGAAAUACAACAGCGAAUUCCACAACAGCAACAACAACAGGAAAUGAUGGCAAAUUCACCAUGUUCAUCGAUGAGACGCAAUUCCCCACGUGGGAUGAUUAAAAGUAGCAGGCAAAAGUAAAAACUAAAUGUAUUUAAUUAGAAAUAUUCCAACUAAACGAAAAUAAAAAAUAAUAUACAAAUUGUGAAUGAUUUAGAAAAGGAGCAAAUGCACUAGGUCUGUAUUAUACACGCGUAAACAAUAAGGUUGAGUUUAAAUAAUAAAAAUUAUAACAAAAAAAAAUAUUAUAAUAAAAAAAAUUAACUUUUGAAAAUUGUUAUGAUAUUAAAGAAAUUAGUAAAUAAUUGAAAACAAACACAUGCAAUGAGUGCGUUUGCCGUUUGCGAUUGUGAAAUAAAGUAAAACCAAUUUUUGUGAUUCCUUUUUCGAGUACUUAACGCAGGAACUUUAAGUUAUAUAAAUGUAUAUAGCGUGCAAGUAAUUUACAAGAACAAAAAAUGUUAAAUUAUAUUAAUAUAGUAUAUACAGAUAUGUAAAUUAUAUACAUACAAAUACAUAUAUAUAUAUAUAGUUAAAUACAUAAAACAUACAACUGCAAAAAACAUACAAUACAUAUACAAACAAGAUUUUGUCAUUAAUACUACUAACAUUAUUAUUAUUGUAAUUAUAGUUAAAAAAAUAUUGAAAUAUACUUAAAAUAUGAGAAUAUGAGAUUAAACACGCAGUAGUUAUAAAUUUAAAUAUUACAUAUAUAUGAGAAAUACAUAAAAAAAUAUUAUAUUUAUAUACUAUACGUACAUACAUAUGUACAUAUAUAAAUAUACAUGAAACGUACAUGCAUAUAAUAUAUGUAUGUAAAUGCAGCAUUAUUGCAUGCAAUUCUUAUUAAAACUUAACUUAAAAAAUAUUUUUAAAUUAAAAAAAAUUUCUAAAUUAAAAAAGACAUGUGAAUAAUUAUAGUUAUAAAUUUUACUAAUUAAAUUCAUUUAUUACAACAAUUUACGAGCAUUUUAUAUGCUAAGCCAUGCAUGUAAGCAAAAAACCAAAGCAAAAACUUAUUUGUAGUUAUAUAUAGUAAAUCAAUAGCGCAUUGUUAUGGAGCGAAAGCAAACCAAUGUUGUACAUACAUACAUACAUAUAUACAUCUUAUGUAACAUAAACGUGUGUAAAUGCUAUGCAAUCGUUAUACACAAAAAUUACUUUUUAAAUAAUUAAUUUUUCAUACCAGUCAAAUUUGAAUUUAUAUUCUAAAAUAUACCUACAUACAUACAUAUGUACAUACACUCUUCGAUAUUAAAAAUAUAUGUACAUACACGUAUAGUUAAACUUUUCAAUACUGGGUUUAAACAACUUUACUGUUUGUGUAAAUACUUAAUUUUUAACUCUCAACACAUAAAUAUGUAAAUACAACAAACAUUCUAUUCUUAUUGUUAUACUUAACGUGCUGUUGUUAAAAUCUAUAAAAAAAAUUAAAACAUUUAAAUUUCUUUAUUGCCAUAACUAUUAUAUUGUAAUAAAUAUAAGUAGUUAAAAUAAAUAUGUUUGCAAAUUUAAUAAGCAAAUAUUGUUUAUUAACAAAGCAAGCAACACAUACCAAAGCAAAGCAUGAAAAACAAAUAACAACUAUGAAGAAAAUAGCUGAAAACUUUAAAACAACAAAUAAUAGCAUAUUUGUAGCGUAAAAAAACAACUAAUGCAAAAAAAUAAAUAUUUAAAUAAAAGCAUAUUAAGCGUAAAAAAACAAAAAAAAGUAAAGCCAGUUUGUUUGACCCCGAAUAUACCUCCUUCUUAUUAAUAAACAAUUUAGUACAUGUGCAAAAAAAAUUUUUUUUUUAGUAACUAUAUGAAAUGCUGCGUUUAUGUACGCGUAAAUACCGCGGCGUAUGUAUUUGCGGCAGUUGCUUUACGUAAUCGUUCAAUAAAUUUAUAUUAUUAUUAAUUUUAAGCCAUUACUGCGCUGUAUAAUUUCAACAUUUAAAAUUUAAUAAUACCGUUAAAGGCUUGGCGAAUGCUAUAUGAAAAAAAUAUAUUUUUGUGCUAAAACGAGAAGAUAAUACUGAACAUUUCUACCUACAUAAUUAAUUCACACACUUUUAUACUGUGCUCUUUAAAACAUACAUACAAAUUGCUUACUAAAUUAUAAAAUAAAAUUUUUUAUAUUGUAUAAAUAUAAAUAAUAUAUACGUAUAUGUA